Cydia pomonella (codling moth) is the source of this 8307-nucleotide messenger RNA. It is a transcript of the gene cry, whose product is annotated as cryptochrome-1. Gene Ontology annotation, molecular function: FAD binding; DNA binding. The record is from RefSeq and is a predicted model, not a curated record. NCBI's taxonomy places the organism in Eukaryota, Metazoa, Arthropoda, Insecta, Lepidoptera, Tortricidae. The transcript is spliced from 13 exons. Bases 347 to 1957 code for a protein of 536 amino acids. Gene Ontology annotation, cellular component: cytoplasm; nucleus. Gene Ontology annotation, biological process: circadian regulation of gene expression; entrainment of circadian clock by photoperiod.
CUCUGUGUCUGUCACAUUUGCAUCUUAAAGGAUGCUUUGCUAAAACAAUGUAGACUUUAUCGUAACGUGGUAAAGUGUAAUUUGUCAAUAAUCCACAUUUCGACAUUCACAAGAGUUCAACUUGUUGUUAUGUUCAUUUAUGUUGUUUUUGCACAUCGUAAUAAUAUGUAGUGCCCUAGAUAGGCUAGUUAUCCCAAUUAUGCUAUUGUAGCAAGUGUUCUGUUUUAUCUAAACGUUGUUUAGUAACCUUCAAGCACCUUAAUUUCAUUAGCCGCUAUGGUGUAAAAUAAGAAAUACAAGUGUAUAAAUAUAUCAAAGACCAGUUUAUGUAAAGAACUGUUGAAAAAUGAUGGGUGGAAGCGUUCUUUGGUUCCGCCAUGGCUUGCGUCUACACGACAACCCGGCGUUGCACGCCGCACUCGAGGAUAAUACUGUACCGUUCUACCCAAUAUUCAUCUUCGAUGGUGAGACGGCAGGAACGAAGCUGGUGGGCUACAACCGUAUGCGGUACUUGCUGGAAGCCUUGGAUGACCUGGACCAGCAGUUCAAGCGCCACGGCGGUCGGCUGAUCAUGCUCAAAGGACAGCCAAAUGUGGUGUUCCGGAGGCUCUGGGAGGAGUUUGGCAUCCGCAAGCUCUGCUUCGAACAAGACUGUGAGCCGGUAUGGCGCGCCCGCGACAACAGCGUGAAGCAAGCCUGUCGCGAAAUCGGCGUGUCCUGUCACGAACACGUGUCGCACACACUCUGGGAGCCCGAUACCGUCAUCAAGGCCAAUGGGGGAAUACCGCCGCUCACUUACCAAAUGUUCUUGCAUACCGUAGCAACGAUCGGAGACCCACCACGGCCGGUCGGGGAGUUAGAUCUGAGCGGCGUCAGGUUUGGCACCUUACCGGAGUGCUUUUACAGCGAGUUCACUGUCUUCGACAAGACUCCUAAGCCGGAAGACUUCGGUGUCUACCUGGAAAACGAGGACAUUCGGAUGAUCCGCUGGGUGGGAGGGGAGACGACAGCCCUUAAGCAGAUGAAGCAGCGCUUAAGCGUGGAGUACGAGACAUUUUGCAGGGGUUCGUACCUGCCGACCCACGGCAACCCUGACUUGCUCGGGCCGCCCAUCUCCCUGAGUCCGGCGCUAAGAUUCGGCUGCUUAUCUGUUCGAAGUUUCUACUGGGCUAUCCAAGACCUGUACCGUCAAGUGCAUCAAGGCCGACUUCCGCCAAACCAAUUCAUAACAGGGCAACUCAUCUGGCGAGAGUACUUCUACACGAUGAGCGUGAACAACCCAAAGUACGCGCAGAUGGCAGGCAAUCCUAUCUGCUUAGACAUCCCGUGGAAAGAGCCCAGCGGCGACGAACUCAAGAGCUGGAUCGAAGGCCGAACCGGAUUCCCAUUCAUCGACGCGGCCAUGCGCCAACUCCGCAUCGAAGGCUGGCUCCACCACGCAGUGCGAAACACCGUGGCUUCAUUCCUUACUCGAGGAACUCUCUGGUUAUCCUGGGAACACGGGCUGAACCACUUCCUCAAGUAUCUGCUGGACGCUGAUUGGUCCGUCUGCGCCGGCAACUGGAUGUGGGUCUCCUCCAGCGCUUUCGAGGCAUUACUGGACUCCGGAGAAUGCGCCUGCCCCGUCCGUCUAGGACAGCGACUGGACCCUAGCGGCGAAUAUGUUCGCCGCUACGUGCCCGAGCUCACCAACAUGCCCCCGCUGUACAUCUACGAGCCGUGGAAGGCGCCGCUGGAGGUGCAGCAGCGCGCGCAGUGCGUGAUCGGGCAGCACUACCCGGCGCCCAUCGUCAACCACCUGGCCGCCGCGCAGCGCAACCGGCACGCCAUGCAGGAGCUACGUAAAAUGCUUCAGAAGGCGCCGCCGCACUGCUGCCCGUCGUCCGAGGACGAAAUUCGCCGGUUCAUGUGGCUGCCCGACGCCGACGAUAACAUAGUGCAGGCCAACACUGCCUAAAAACCUAAGAAAUAAAGUCGUAAAUCGCAUAGCUGGAGUAGCUAGGGGGUGUUAGUUAACCUUUUGAACGCUUUAUAUCAUAAACCUAACAUCACUCAAACGCCUAGCUCUCGGGCGCAAGCGAGCUAAUGUAAACCUUACUCGAAAGUGUGAAGGUUACUUUGACAGCGUCCGCCAUAACACCUAAAGGUGUCCUUGGCGCUGUGGGCACGACUAGCAACGACGCCUUUAGGUGUUCUUGGCGUUCAAAAGGUUCAACAACAACAGUUUGAGGAGUUUUUCAGUACCAAUUCGUUCGGUCUAAAGGUUUUUUUGGGAAACUGGACGCAAUUUUAUCUUAAAAUGCCACACGUGGCUUACCAGCCACGGAUUUGUAGCGUCCUUGGCUAUGUCAACUGGCCUCAUAGCUUGAGAUGUGAGGUAUUUGAUUGGCUAGGACAUAAGUGUAGAAGCGUUCUUGCAGCGCUUGCGUAGGCGUUGAACGUCGAAGGAAUUUGAACAACGUGCACUGAGGCCAUUCGUAUAUGUUUGCUUUUAUUUAAAGUAACACCAGGGGGAGGAAACUAGAGCGUUCGGGCGUUUUCGGCUCCGUUCGGCUCAGCAUUGCUCCGAGCCAUUAUUAGGAUUGGCAAAACUUGACCUUUGCGUGCACAACCACAGAUACGAUAAUUAAAUGAAUUUUGACAACCCUAAAUAGCCGAAAGGGAUAGUUCCACAUCUUAGAAAGGGAUGACAUAAUUCGGCCUUGAAUCGCUGUCAAACUUCGGUUUUUUUAAGAAGUUUCCUUUCUGUACGGUAGUACUAUUAUUUAUUCUGUGGUAGGACUUUCGCUAACAGUAAGGGCCAGUUGCACCAAACACAAUUAGCGUACUGAUCAACUUCACUAUGAUAAUACCAACGGUAAUAAGACGGUUUGGUGCAAACGACUCUCAGCCACCUUAUUCAAUUCAAAACACAGGCAAAUUUUGUCUCUUUCGAAGAAAAGGAAAUGCCAUUAUGACUGGUUUAUCGAUUAUUUAAACGAUUGACGAUUAUAUACCGGUUUGUUACAUUUGACAAAACGCCCCUGCCCCUGCUGGGACGCGGCCGCGCGGCCAGGUUGCUUAUGAAAUGAAAUUGAUUUUGAUACCACUGGCUGUCAUUUAAUUUAAUCGACAAAUAAAAGUGAUGGAGUAUAAUAAAAAUGAAUAUUAUAAUCAAUCAAGCAAUUUUUCACAAAUGCCGUCUUGAUUGAUAUUCAGAGAGCACUGAAUAAAUAUUUCUAAAUGUGUCCGAAUGAAGUAGUUCAAUGGCAUUAGAUGCUUUCUGUUCGUACUUGGUAACAAUUGCUGUUUAUUUAACGAGUAAAAAAACAAAAAUGAAUUUGCCUGUAAAGGAACUGACUAGAUAUUUUCAAUAGGUGCAUUUAAAUUUUGACAUAGUUAUGCCAAUAACGUUUUUUUUAUUAUUUAUUUAUUAAAACAAAGUACAAAGCUUAAAUCUAGAUCCUUAUCAUUAGUAUAUAAAUGGGUAUUUUAAGUUUUAUUUCUUGAAUUUCUUCAUGGAUAAGAAAAUCCUGAUUUAAUCAGUAAAAAUGGCUGCGAUUUUAAUGUAUCAUAUUUUUUAUUUGGUUAGUUAUUGAUUCAGUGUUUUAUUAGAUCUAUAUUUUGAAUGUUUAGCAUUUGUGUCGCUGUUGUUUCUAUAUUUAGCUAAGUAUAUAGUAUUCUAGUAUGUACUUACUGUACUCGCGCGACUUCAUGUCUUUAUUAAUGUAGUGUGUGUCGUGUAUGUGGUAUAUUAUAACCUACAUAACCCAUUAAGGAGCGACGGCUCAACACUGUUCACAUGCGCUGUCUACGCAACAUUUUAGGCAUAACUUGGCAGGACAAAGUGACAAAUCAAAGGGUUCUUGAAAAAGCGCAGCUGCCCAGUCUUGCCGCUCUUCUCAAACAGAGACGCUUGCGGUGGCUGGGGCAUGUGCACCGGAUGGAAUCCUCUAGAAUACCUCGACGUGUCUUGCUUGGUGCAGUUGCGUAUGCUAAAAGGAACGUUGGAAGACCGAUGCUGCGCUUUAAAGACUGUUAAGCGAGACAUGUCAGCAUUUGAAAUCGAUCACCAUGCCUGGGAAACUAGCUGAAGACCGUGAUGGAUGGCGUAAACGUGUUGUGGCGGGGAGAAAGCUAUGCGACCAAGCCUGGUUUACUACGUUAGAUAACAGAAGGUGUCGCAGAAAGCAAAUCGGGACUGGAACCUCAGGUGGCAUGAGCUUUCUCUGCCAAAAAUGUGGGAGGUCGUGCCGCUCACGCAUCGGCCUCCAGUCACCAAGCCCGUUGUCUAAACAGCAAUGCUUAAAUCGUCUGCAAUAGACGCAAAGGCCUGUGAUGAUGAUAACCCAUUAUUAGUCAGUAAUUAAACACAUUUAUUUCAGAAUGGUUGCUUGCUUACUAUCCGCCGGCCGCCAUUCUUAUAUGGCGACCCUGCCAGUAUCAAUUCUCUCCAAAUAAUUAAAACAUGGUAGAGAGUACUUGAAAAGUGCUGGAGGAGCUUACAUUUUAGUGUUGCAACUAGCCAAACAUAAUAAAAAAAUAUUUAUUCGGCACUUUAACCGAAUAAUUUGGCAACAUUGGAUAAGAUUAAUAUUCGACCCAUCUCUAUGUUUGUUUUAAGUUUAACUUUAUAAUCUUUAACGUGAAAAUUUUGCUUCUUGUCCUAAAAUCAGGAUAGUUGAAAUAAUUUAAUAUUGGCAUUUUUAAUCACUGCAAAACUUAUAUUUUAAAUGCGCAGAGUUACUAUGUCUGUUAUCUCUUCCCGCUUAAACCGCUGAAGCGAUUUAGAUGAAAUUUGGUAUGAAGAUAGUUUGAGGCCCGGGGAAGGACAUUGAAUAGUUUUUAUCAAUCAUUAUCAUUGUCUGGAAAAGGAAGAUAUCGCUUUUUAGCGAUAAGACCGCGUGUUACAUAGUUUUAUUAAAAAAAAAAAUUCGUUUUACGUGUAAAAUGUAUUUUAUUGGUAAUAUUUACUUACAUCAUCCCACGCAGACAAAGUCGCGGACAGAAGCCAGUUACUUUAAACGAUGGAUAUUUCACUACUAUUUCUCCGUGUACGGUGAAAAAAAGUAUUUUUGGUAAAAAAUUAAGACAAAGUACUCGCGCGAGACGGUAUAAUUAAUGUUGGGUCAGGUAAAAGCGAAAGUAUAUGUCUAAGGUGACUGUGGGCAAGACCGGCAUACUUUAUUUAUUUUUUACAUUGGAGUAUUCUAGCUCCGUUAAUUAUUCACUUACGUGACCGCUUGUAAUCACAUACGAUGAAGAAUUUCAUAUAUAAUAAUUAAGCUAUAGUGACAGAUCAUUUUAAUCAUUAAUUAAGCAAAAACAAUAGUAUUUUUAAAAAUUCGGCGAGUAGACGGACUUCCCGUGUAGUUUAAGGUAAGUCCGUCUAGUAACGUUAUCAGCCAUACUAUGGGUGCUUAUGUGUUCGUAUUAGAAUCCUUACAAAGAAUGAAACCAGACAAUGAAAAGUGUACUCUAAACUUGUUAAUAUAGGGUUUAGAUUCGAAAUAAACACAAUUUUUCUUAUUAAAAGGUAAGUCCUACUAGGUAAGGUAUACUACGUAAAUGGGGUGGUAAACCUUUUUUGGAAAAUAAUUAUACGUACUUAUUUUUUUUCUUCUCAAAUAAAAUACCUAGUCAUUUUAAAUUUACUCGUUGUUUUAAAUUUACGGAGAUCAAAGAGGGUUACAUAAAUAAGCUCAUAGGAGUAGCAAGUUUAAAUCAAAUAGUGAUUGGCAAAUCAAAUUCCAUAACACAAGUAGGUACCCUACAUACGUAAAUUUUCAGGAUAAGUAAGGCGAAGAACCCACGUCACAUAGCGGCGUGGCACACGCGGUACAGCGUUGGCGUGGCGUGUAACCUUGUAUCACGGUGUAGGCAAAUCGCCUAAAUCACGAUAAGUACAAUCAAUGUUCCGAAAUAAAAAAUACGUAUGGACUCGUAUGGCUGCAGUGAUUUUAAUCUUCAAAACUAUCAAGAAAAUAUGACUGUACAACCGUAUUCUAAAAUUCAAGAGGAGUAAAAAGGGAAUAAUAUGUGUCAUAGGUAUAAUAAUAUAACAUAUGAAGGCCCGAAUCCCGGUAGGGGCAUUUGCUUGUAUAAUCUACACAGAUAUUUGUUCCUUCAGUCAUGUUUGUUUUUUAUAUAUUUAUCUAUAUGAGUUUCUAUAUGUCGUCGCCUAGCAUCAAUAGUAAAAGCUAAGCUAUGCUUAGCUUGCGGCCAAUAUUUAUUCAUUUAUUUACUUAAUAGGUAUUUUCUUAUUUGUAUUUUCGGUUACAUAGUGCUGAGGAUAAAGAACACAUUUCUUUACUAGUUUCGAGAUUAAAAUUGUUAAUAAAUACAAAACACAAACAUCAUACGCAAUGUCGUAAAAAUGCGUAUCUGUAGUAACCUUAUAAAAUCGCAAUAAAUAAUAUUGAAGCCAUUUAACAGUUGGUAACCUCUGAUUCAAGGAAAGUGACUAAUAUGACGGACUUGCCUUGUGCAUAGUAGACGGACUUUCCAACUUAGCAAAAUUUUAAUGUGAUGAAUGAUGGAACGUAUAAUUACAAAACUAAGCCAAUAUCUUAUAAUUUAAACACAUAAUAAAGAUUGCCGGGUCUUAUAUUACUUACGUAGUCGAGUUCUGGUGCAAAAUCUGAUCACAAACUAUUUUUAACAAUUUUAUUUGCAAAGACUGUCGCACUAUCACUUCGAGUUCCAUACACGUAAUGACUUGUUUACGCGGAUUGCUCUGAAGUUCGUUGUCACAGCGCCAUCUGUUUUAGAGUGAGGGAACUAGCGCGAAAAACUGACUUAUAAACUCGACGCCAAAGCGGCAAACGCUUUCUAAUUCAAGAGUUAUAAUGUGUUGACGGACUUGCCUUGUAGACGGUCUUGCCCACAGUGACCUUACUUAAUUUAUAAUUUAAGAAGUAGCUGUAGAACUUUAGGUUCUAAGACUUAAGUUUUUGGGUAUAAUUUCAAACUGAACUGGGUUCAGUCAUUCCGUUUAAGGGUCAAUAGGUAAUAGGGUUCAAAAUGUAUUAGUCAGUACACGUUAUACUCCGGUUUUAAGAUUAAAAAUUUUCUAACCUCAAAAUUGUGAUAUUUAACUUUUUCUUCCAAAAUGCUAAUAUGUAUCUAAUAUUGCAGUACAAUAAUAAUAUAAAUUGUGAUAUUUAAUUUUUUCUUCCAAAAUGAUAAUAUGUAUCUAAUAUUGCAGUACAAUAAUAAUAUAUAAACGACACUAUUAUUCAAUCGAAGAGAAUUUUAAAUAGAGGUGGAUUGUCAAAGUAAACUUUGUAGCCACAGUAAAUUUACUGCCAUCGUUCGACACAUGAUUAAAAGUUUUAGAACGCCAUUUGAUAGGCAUCCAUUCAUGGCGCCAUCGCUCGAAAAAGAUGCCGCCACGCCAUACCUAUGGCCUGUGCUCGGUAACAUGGCGCCAAAUUUUGAUAUUUAACUAUUUUAACACAUAUCAGUGUAAGAAUAAGGAUCAAAGUCAAAUGGCGUUCCAAAAGUUUUAAUCAUGUGUCGAAAGAUGACAGUAAAUUUACUGUGGCUACAAAGUUUACUUUAACAAUCCACCUCCUUUGAUUCAGUACAUAGUUACUCAGAUUUAAUUUUGGAGCAAAGUUACCACUUUGAGGUUAUAAAAUAUCAAAUCUGAAAAAAACGUAUUAUUAGUAUCAACAAAUAGUACCUGGGCGACCGAGCUUUGCUCGGUUAUAACUAUUUAUUGUAAUAUGGUGGUGAUAAUCUUAACUACAUUUUUUUACUAAAUUAAACUUGUCUAAAACAAUUUAAAAAUAUAUAUAUAUAUAUAAACUUGAACACAUAAAAAAAACAAAAUCGCUUCAGCGAAAUCGUUAGAGCCGUUUCCGAGAUCACAGAAAUAUAUAUAUAUAUAUAUACAAGAAUUGCUCGUUUAAAGGUAUAAGAUAAUCAAUUUAUAUGAAUAUUUUAAAAAAGAAAGCCACGUGAUUUCGGAUAUGUCAGACUUUUCUAGGAUAGGUAUUAUAUAAAAAAAUGUUGAUCGUAAGACAACAAUUUAUUUUAUUGGUAACAAACCGAAUUAUACAAUAUCAGGGUAAAUCUAAGGUACCAAUGAAGACACAUGCCAAAGUAAACCUUAUUUAAAUGAGACAAUGUCUAUAUCUAAGUGUCUUCAUCUGUACGAUAUUUUGUAUGUUUUUUAUUAUAAAAUAUAUUAUGAAUGUUGAAAAUAUUGAUGUUAGAAAAACCAAAUGCAUUUUAUAAUGUUUAUGUACAAUUGAAUGUUAUUCCUAUUUACAUAAUAUCUUAGUAGAUUCGUAAUAAAUGUAAUUGUGUUUUAGAAGUUUU